Molecule: messenger RNA, 1340 nt
Organism: Heterotrigona itama
Lineage: Eukaryota; Metazoa; Arthropoda; Insecta; Hymenoptera; Apidae
Source: the annotation of a GenBank genome assembly
AUGGAGUGGAAAACAGUUGAGGAUCAAUACUUGAAAGACAACAAAUUUUUUUCACAACUUGUUGGUGUGUGGCCCGAUCAGGAAAGAGUUACCAAAUUUGUUAUACGUCUCGUCAUACUUAUAGUGCUUAUUAUUGCCGUUAUAACUGAGGUAUCACGGAUAAUAGUAUUUUACAGCGUGGAUGUGCUAUUAGAUCAGAUACUGUACCUGGAUAUAGGUAUAUGUAGUUUAAUCAAGCAAUGUAAUUAUAUUUUGAACGAAAAGAAGCUGAAGGAACUUUUAAACAGCAUCGUGACCGACCGCUUAAUGAAACGACCGAAGGAAGAACUAGAAAUUUUCGACAUGUACUUUAAGAGAGUAACACUCUUUUCCUCUAUAUACAAAGUCGGCGUAUAUUCUUCCGCUUUGAUGUUCAUCUCCAUACCGGCCGUACCACCAAUUCUGAACAUCAUAGCUCCUCGGAACCAGUCACGAGAUCGUGAAUUCAUUCAUCCAGCUUACUAUUUCGUUGAUGAACAGCGAUGUUAUUAUCCAAUAUUAGCGCAUAUGGUAUCAGUAGUCUUAGUAGUUUCAGCUCUAUAUAUAGCAUGUGACAUCAAUUUGAUUUACGUCAUACACCAUGGGUGCGCCUUGUUGAUCAUCAGCGGAUAUCGUUUCAAGCACGCGAUGGAUAACGUGCAUCAAUGUGACGAAAAGUACAACAACGCGUUAAUACAUGAAACUUACGUGAAAGUGCGUCAAUCCAUCGAAGUUCACAAAAGAGCUGUUGAUGAGCAUAGCAAUAAAAGUAUCGUGCAGUCAGUUGCUAAACGUCUUGUGUAUUUGUUUCAAAUUAGAUACGUGGAAAAAAUCAGUGCCUGCCAUAUAUAUUACUUUCUUAUCGUCUUGGGCAUCAUAAUAAUAGCAUUCACGUCUACUUUCGUAAGGUUAUCAGAGACAAAAAUGGGAACUCGAUUCUUGAUGUUAUGUGUGAUCACUGUUUUCCAAUUGCUUCAUCUGUUCUUUUUGACGAUAAUGGGACAGUUUCUAGUCAAUUCCAACGAAGAAAUCUUUCAAAGAAUUAAUGAAUCCCAAUGGUACAAUGGUCCGUUGAAAGUACAAUCAUUAUAUGUACUGGUGUUACGAAAAUGUUUGAACCCGCCCAUGAUAACAGGUGGGGGAUUGAUACCAUUGAAUUUGGACAGUUUCGUACAGGUUAGUUUACCAUUUUAGCAGAACAUCUAAUGACUUACUUUCAGAACCAACAAUUUAUUUCAGAUUUUUAAUAAUUCCAUUUACUGAUUCCAUUUCAGGUCAUGAAAGCAUCUUUUUCGUAUUAUACAGUGUUUAGAUCUACGUAA